This is a messenger RNA of Sipha flava (yellow sugarcane aphid), 2414 nucleotides long. Its product is annotated as odorant receptor 4-like. Gene Ontology annotation, molecular function: odorant binding; olfactory receptor activity. NCBI's taxonomy places the organism in Eukaryota, Metazoa, Arthropoda, Insecta, Hemiptera, Aphididae. Gene Ontology annotation, cellular component: plasma membrane. Gene Ontology annotation, biological process: sensory perception of smell; detection of chemical stimulus involved in sensory perception of smell. The record is from RefSeq and is a predicted model, not a curated record. The coding region runs from base 77 to 1288 and encodes 403 amino acids. The transcript is spliced from 2 exons.
GCCGCGUUCGCUCGUGCAGCCGCCGUAGUCUCAUCCGACGGUGCGUCGCAGGGCCACGGGGCGCCCGUAGAGUACCAUGGACGCGCAGCGACCGCGGGCCCGUUUCCACCUGACGCCGUUCCAGAAGUUCUGCGUCCGAUGGAGCGUGUUCUAUGACUCGUCCUCGGACCGGCUGUCCAGGGUUGAGACGACGCUGCGCGUGUACCAGCUGACCACCAUCAUGGUCACGUCCGGGCUGACCAUGUACCCGAUACUGUUCGAGGACAACAAGAAGGCGCUCGAGUCGCUGACGUACUUCAUCAUCUGCGCGUUCCUGCUAUCCCUGAUCGUGCUGGCCAUCCGCACCAAGCGGUACAACCGGGCCAUGCUGCUGAUGGUCGAAGACGAGUUCCCCGGCUACGGUGGGCCCGUGCCGGACGCGCUCCGGCGCAAAAUGUCCGCGAUACGCUCGUCCUACGGCCGGUUCACCAUGCACAUAAUUGUCUCGUACCUCGCGCUCGUCGUGUUCGAGAUCCCGGCCACGGGCAUGGUGCCCCUGGUCGCCGCCAGCUUCACCGAUGCCAAGUUGGGCUCGCAGUCCACGCAGAUGGUGGUCAUGUGGUUCCCGAUGGACACGUCCGAGAUAAAAAUGUACGCGGUGUCAAUGGUCAUUCAGUUUUUUAUCGUGUUGACUGUAAAGUUCAUAAUUACCGGUAUCAUGUGUUCGUUUUCGUUUUUCGUCAACCAAAUGAUUACCGAGUUUCAAAUACUGGCCACGUUCAUCGAGCACGCCACUGAGAUCGUGGAGUACGAUCGGUCCACCAACAGGACCACCGAGCAGAAGCUCUUGGAUCACUUGAAGAUGUGCACCAAGCUCCACAACCGUUUGAUAUUUUACAAGGACCAGCUGAACGAGAGCUACGGGUUCAUCAUACUGCUCGAGCUGAUGUUCAGCACGUUGUACUUCUGCCUGUCCGCGUUCAACAUGAUAUUCGUCGGCAACAAGUUUGUGAUGGUCAAGGGCCUGCUGACGUUGAGCAACUACUUGGCCGAGCUGUUCAUCUUCUGCAUGUAUGGCAGCAUGGUCGAGGACGCGCACAUCAACUUGCUGAGAGCCUCAUACAACUCAAAGUGGUACGCGCAACCGUUGCGCAGCAGGAGAUCAUUGAUGAUGGUCAUGUACAGGUCGCAGACGCCGUUACAGUUGACAGUCGGCAAGGUGUUCAUAGCCAACUUGCCGUUGUUCCUGUCCGUGCUAAAGGUCUCUUACUCGGGCGUCAAUGCGCUAAGGGCAGCGAACGCCAAGUAAAGAGAGAGAGAGAGAGAGAGAGAGAGAGAGAGAGAGAAACAAAGAGAGAAAGGGGUAUAAGAGUGAAGAUACAUCGAAACUGUUCUCGUUAUCGAUACAAAACGUAUACAGUAUAGAGCAAAAAUACUAAGUCAGGUAAAAACUGUACGUUGGAAACAUUUAUCACGGCUAAAACAUAUCGUUUAUCAUAGGUAAGGCUAAGUGCGGUCAAAACGAUUGCCUAUAAACAGUACUCGCUGACUUAGUACUUCUGUUCCACUCUGUAUGUAUUAUACAUUCUUACAGUGGUUUUGGUAGGCUACAAAUAAAAUUUUCUGUUUGUGACCAUAGCACGCACAUAUCGAUGAUAUAUUAUGUAGUGAUAUUUUAAUAUAUACGGUAACGGUUGGUCCCGUAUUUGCUCAAGAUCGUCUACUCGGGUGCCGCGUUGACUUGUGCGCAACUAGGGCCUAAAUAUCAGGGUUGCUGAAAAUGUUGAAAAUAAAAUUGAAAGGUAUUUCACUGUAAUUAAUAUAGAUUACAUAGAUCUGAAGAAAAAAAACAUCAGUGCUACAUUUGAACUCAGGGAUGUUAUGAACCCUAUUGCACCCCUUAAUUGCGUAUGUACAGAUUGAGACAGAGAAUGAUAGAGAGUUCUCGUAGUCGAUACAAUACACUUAACAUUGAUCUUGUAGACUUCGCACAUUUUUUAUUUGUUUUCAUUGCACACGUAUAGGUAUUACAUGUUGUAUUUAAUUUUAGUAUGUACUUAAUCGUUAAUAUAUGCUCAAAAAAAAUAUUGUUAAAUAUAGAAAAAUGUGUGGAUCACGUGAGCAGUACCUGUUUUGUUCGCGUCCAUAGUACAAUACGAGAACGUAAAAUUCUUGUACAAUAGAUAUUUUAUAACUUCACAUUUGAGCAUAUAACAUCUUGUCAGUAUGUGACGAGAAAAAAUAAACAAUAGAAUAAUUUUGCAAAGACAACAGUAAAAUAGGUAGUAAAAUAAAUCUUGCGACAUGAAUUGUUAAAAAUAUACUAAAAUUCAAACCAAAGCGAAAAACGAAAUUGGUAUUUUAUUUAUUUAUAUUAAAUAUUUUUAAGAACAUUAGAAUAAUAAAGUUGACUUACAAAUGCGAUGUGAAUAUAU